Messenger RNA from Penicillium bovifimosum, 900 nucleotides. RefSeq names its product class I SAM-dependent methyltransferase. Gene Ontology annotation, molecular function: sterol 24-C-methyltransferase activity. Gene Ontology annotation, biological process: ergosterol biosynthetic process. Lineage: Eukaryota; Fungi; Ascomycota; Eurotiomycetes; Eurotiales; Aspergillaceae. The transcript has a single exon. Bases 1 to 900 code for a protein of 299 amino acids. The record is from RefSeq and is a predicted model, not a curated record. Gene Ontology annotation, cellular component: endoplasmic reticulum.
AUGACAAGCGAAGAUACCAGACCUCUAAUCAACAAAAACCCGGCUCUACAGGCCUACUAUGCCUCCCUGGAAUCUAGAAUUGGGUAUCGCCUCAUCUUAGGCGGCACUCGACACUUUGGAUACUACGAGCCUGGCACCUGGUGGCCAUUCCCAAUCAGCAAGGCGCUUCGCAAUAUGGAAGACCGCCUCUUCGAAUGCUUGGAUCUACCCGCCGGUUCCACCGUCCUCGAUGCUGGCUGUGGCAAUGGCUACGUUGCAAUCAACAUGGCCAGUCGCAACCUGAAGGUCAAGGCGUUCGACGUGACCGAACGACACGUUAUCCGGGCUCAAAAGAACGUCAUCGAAGCCGGGCUCGAGAACUCCGUCACGGUCAGCAGAGGCGAUUACCACCACUUGGAGGGAUUUCCGACCGAGUCUCUGGACGGAGUGUACACCAUGGAGACGAUAGUGCAUGCGACAGAUGCGAAAGCAGUGCUCGAUGGAUUUUUCCGCGUCUUGAAGCCCGGUGGCUCGCUCGUGAUGUUUGAAUAUGCACACACAACCCCAAAGGAUGCGCCCGAGGCUUCGAGGCUUUUCCGCCAGGUUAAUGAAUAUGCGGCGAUGCCUGCCAAUGCAGAGUUCGAAUCAGACGCUUUGCUAUCGCUGGUUGAAGAUGCUGGAUUUACCGAUAUAAAGGUGAGGGAUUUCACGCAGAACGUGAAGCCCCUGAUGCGGCUUUUCUUCAUUCUGGCAUACGUUCCUUAUCUCGUUAUCAGGCUGUUUGGCCUUGAGAGACACUUUGUCAAUACUGUGGCUGCCAUUGUCGGCUAUCGAUACUUCCACAUUCAUCGUUAUAUGGCAAUUCGGGCUACGAAGCCAAACUCCGCGGGUCAUCCCUUGGAGCCCAAGAAAGUGCAAUGA